AUGGGUCCAAGGUGUGCUACGGAAACUCGCAAACAUACGGCAGCAGCGCAGCCUGAAGUUUUCACUGUCGUUGAUAGCGAUGAUGAUAAUGACGACGAUGAUGAUGAUGAUGAUGAGGAGGAGGAGGAGGAGGAGGAGGAGGAGGAAACGCGCAAACAUACGGCAGCAGCGCAGCCUGAAGCCUGUCACAAACCAAGCUGA
Spirometra erinaceieuropaei is the source of this 201-nucleotide messenger RNA. The record is from the annotation of a GenBank genome assembly. NCBI's taxonomy places the organism in Eukaryota, Metazoa, Platyhelminthes, Cestoda, Diphyllobothriidea, Diphyllobothriidae.